UGUUACUGUAGAUCUUUGCAAAGCAAAUGAAAUUGCAGAUGAGUCUCUGCGAAAUUUUGACUCUCUAAUAACAGAGUUUAUGAAAGAACAGAGAAUUCCUGGUGGAGCCAUAGCAUUAUCCUAUAAUGGCAGACUUAUUCACAGACAAGGUUAUGGCAGUGCAGGAAAUGAGUCAAGAUGUCUUUCAACAUCCUACUUCAGGAUAGCCAGCAUUUCUAAGACUAUCACAGCCAUGGCUAUAAUGCAGUUAGUGGAACAAAAUAAAAUGCAGCUGAAUGAUAAGAUAUUUAGCAGAAAAGGAAAAGGAAUACUUGCAAAUUUUGCCCCGGAUGGCCCCAGUGUCAAAACCCUGGAGAGAAUUACAGUGCGACAUCUUUUAGAACACUCAGGGGGCUGGGAUCGAGAGACUGGGGUGGAUCCUGUGUACCUUCCCCCUCAGACUGUCUGCCCUGAGGAACAUAAGGAAUCGACCACACCUGUGGCACUCUACACCAACUACCAUACAAAUCUCAUCAAGUACAUGAUUAAACAAACACUGGAUUUUAAGCCUGGAACUCGACAUGGCUACUCUAAUUUUGGUUACUUGGUACUUGGGCAAGUUCUAGAGAAACUGACAGGGAUACCCUUUCCUAUUUAUAUACAUGACAUCAUCAACCAGGCUGAUGACUUCUGGGUAUAUGAAGGAGAUGAGCUUCACAGACUGCACCCAAAUGAAGUCACAUAUUUUGAGAACAGUAAUAGUUUACAUCCCAGCAUUAUACCACAUCAAGGUGACAUCUGGAGCCUGCAAUAUGGAGGAUACCAUAUGAAGGGGACCGGUUCUUAUGGUGGAUUGGUGGCAUCUCCCUUACAACUUCUCUCUCUCCUCUCAACUCUAGAUUUGGAGCACUGUAAAGGAAACAGAAUCUUAUCAAGAGAAUCCAUUUCACAAAUGUUGGCAUGUCCAAAAUUUGAAAAAGGAAGUGAAUGGUAUGGACUAGGAUUGGAUGUGGAAGACAAAGGUCAAACCUGGGGUCACACAGGUUACAUGGAUGGAACCACAACGAGCUUCAGAAGAGACAAAAGUGGAUACUCCUGGGUUUUACUGUUCAAUGCUGGAGCUACGGAUCAGGACUUAGAUGGGCUUGUCAGAUUUGCUCUAUUUUAUUGUUAUGGACCAUCUGCUGGUCUGAACAUUUCAAGUGUAAAUGUUAAAAAGCAACAAAUUUCAUGUGCAGAUAAAGCUCAGAUAUAUCAAAUUCUUAUUCCACUUAAAGAAGUGGAAGAGCAUGCCUAUUCUCUGAAGUCAAAAGGAUAUUAUAUGCAAGACAUUGAUUUAGUUGUGUAUGAAAAUGCUUUUUAUGUUAAUAUGAUUUGGAACCAUAAUGUAGGCAAUAUUGAUUGGUUUUAUAAGAUUUACCACGAUGUGUCUGUGAGUGACUUAGAAACAGAGCAUGAUAUUUUUAAUCAGAUUAAUAGUGGUUUUAUGAUCCACACAUUAUCAAUAUGCACUGAUUCAAAAUGUCAAACUGAUAUAUAUACAGCUGUAAUUUAUAGAAGACAAAGAGUCCAGCAGACAAUUCAACAUCUUACACACCUGAAGGAAAUUUCAUUAAAAUCACCUUUUGCUAUAGAGAGCUGUAGUAAUAAUAUAGUUGUAUAUUCUGUUUGUUAUUUUUGUAAAAAGUCAUAUGUUUCAACAGUUUCUGAGGUGAGCAAAUCUAAAGAAUAUUCUGAUUUUAAAGCAGACAAUGAUUUUAAGACCUCAUUACAUUUUUGGAAAGAAAAGCAUAAUCAGAACUUAGCUGACACAGUUGUAAGUGGCAUAUCUGUUUCCUAUGAUUCCUUUAGUGAAAAUAAUCAAAGAAGUCCAGUGUGUGAUGGUUCUCAGUUUCCUUUUGUCAAUAACAGCAGUACUGCUACAUGUACCAGUAAAUCAUGCAGUAAAUUAAAUAAUGGCAAGGAAGAGAAAUCAUCCAAUAUUGCAAAGACAAACAUGGCAGAGGAUGAAUUUUUGGAUGAACUGCGUCAUCAAGCUCUUUUGCAUUAUGGAUUGAUUUACCUCCAAAUCUAUAAACUACCCAGUAGAAAAGACAUUUUUAUAAGUGCAGUAUGGUCAAAGUUCAAAGUUCAUGAGUGUUAUCAGAGACUUGGAGCAUCCAGGUUCAGCUUUAUGAAUGAGUUGUUGGAGAAUUCAGGGAAGAUAACUCCUCUAGAGACUAUCAGAGCUUAUGAGGAGGAUGGUGUGUUGUUGUUUGCAGGUAUCUGGACAGCUGGAAAAUUCAGAUCAAAGAGGCCUAAAACAAGAAAAUCUAAUCAGAAUCAAAGUUUUAAAAGAAAACUGAAAAGAGCAAAGUUGACUUAUGAUUUCACAAAACAAUGUAUCGGAGCCUUCAUUUCGUGUGUUGACUGUCUACGAACAAAAAUUAAAAUGGGAGUUGGAUGCAGCAGUGAUUAUGGCGGAUACCCCAACAACAUCCUUGAUUCCAACGUGCCACACCUGAAGAUUGCAAUAGUUGGUGAUACUGAGGUUGGAAAGACAUGUAUAAUGUUGAGAUAUCUGAAGAACCAGUUUAGUCCUAUGUACAUGCCAACAAAAAAGGCUGUUAUAGAGAGUGCAGUGAAGAAGAUAAAUGUUCCUGGUCACACAGUAGCCUCCCUUACUAUCUGGGACAUCCCAGGACGGGAAGACAUAGACCUCCAUAAAACAUACUUCAGGGAUUUAGAUGCUGCAAUAGUUGUGGUGGAUCUAACAGAAAUGAACAGCAUUGAGAUGGCCCCUGUUUGGAAGCAGACUGUCCUUAACAACACAUUUGUUACCUGCCCAGUUAAGGAGGCCUCCCAUGGGGGCCAGGUGAAGACAAUUACUAUGGAAGAACGCCCUGUUGAUAGAGAGACAUUUCCUAUUCUUCUGAUGGGGAACAAAUUUGAUGUGAUUGAACAAAGAGUUCAAGCUGAGAGAUUGAAAAAAUAUGCACAGGAGAGCCAAACAGAUGGAGAAGAUAAAAGGGUGUGGUCACUUGGUGAACCCCUGACCGAGGAAGAAAAACCUGAGAGCAUAAAGCUGUUAGAAAAGAUAGCAGUGGAUCACAAUUUUCAUGCCAGUGUGAUGGUGUCAGCCCGAGAUGGAGAUGGGUCAGUGAGAGAAGCCAUGCAGAAUCUAGUGAGACAUGUGCUAGAACAUAAAUACUCCAUGAAAAAAUACCGCAACAAGGAGGAGUCAAAGAAGCACAAAGAUAAGAAACGGAAGGAAAUAGAAGGACUGGAUAAAACAGGGAUCAAAUUAUUUGAUACUGAAUUCAUAACUGCCAGCACCUCUGUUAAGAAGAUAAUGACUUUAAGGGAGUUUUAUAAUAAGUCUUUAACCAAGUUUAAGGAUGGCUGUCAAUUAGCUCAGAUUGUGGAAAAGGGAGAGAAUAGUCUGGAAGACUGCAUCACAGCAUUGAAAGAAAAUAUAGGAGAGGGAGCAAAACUCAAGGUUAAAAGGGAUGAGGAAUUUUGCAAGCUGGAAAUUGAUUCCAAAGUAGAGGAUUUCAAACCAGCAAAGAAAAUUAGAAUCCUACUCAAUAUCUUCCACACAGAGUAUGCCAGUGUAUGUAAAACCAUACAGAAAGAGUGCCCCCUACUGGAUAAGAAGCUUCAGCAGCAGGAUGAGGCUAUAGACUCCAUGUGCAAGGAAUGCUGGGAGGAAGUUGCAAUGUUAGAGGGACAGCCUCGCAGUGAAGAUGAAAUCAAAAAUAUCACAGACGUUAUUGAGACCAACAGAGCUAAGAUGCAGCAUGCUUGUUUGGAGGCCAGAGCAGCGAUGAAUGUGGUGGAAGAAGCCAUGAAAAAAAUUAAGACAGCAUUUUUGUGGUGAAUGAAGCAAUACUUUGUACACUCUUCCUCAAUCAAAUUUUUUGUUCCUCUUGAUAUAUUUUUGCAUCCUUAUUCACCUUUUAAUUUUUGUGGACUGCAAAGGGAAGAGAAUUUACUUUUAUCCUUUUGUAUAGCAUUUAAAAUUAUACAGCAUUUACAAUUAAUAUACUGUAACAUAUUAAAUAAUUAUGUUUAAUCUAAAGUAUAUACAGUCAAAACUAAUUAUCUCGACCUCGUCAGAACCAAGAUUAAACUUCGAGAUAUCCAUUGAGCCCUAGUGUAAUACACAUUAAAAAAAGAGGUUAGGACUGCUGAAUCACUUUGACAUAUCCCUGGUCCGAGAUAUUAGUAUUUGAGAUAAUGAACUUCAACUGUUCCUUGUUUUCACUGUGUACAUGUACAGUAUUUGUAUACAUGUAUAAUAGAUAACAAGAGGUAACUCUGAUAUAGAGUCUUUCCCCAUGGAUAAUUUUUUUUUUGUUUAUUAAUACAUGUAUAAUAAUUAUUUUUGUGUAAGUCUGUGAUAACUGACCUUAAUGAACUUAUUUUACUAAAUAUAUCGUUACAUAAUAAUUAUUAUAAUGUAAUUUAUUUCCACAAAACUGUGUUUUUUGGGAUGAAACUUGGAUUUUGUUGGCAUAUUUUUAUUAGCCUAAAGUAUCAUUUCUUUUAGAUGUUUAUUUUGUGAUGAGCUGUUUAAUUAAAAAGAAAGAUGCACAAUUUAACUAUAUUUAUUUUUUUGAUAUUUGGAAUUGUUCUGAUUAAGUAUUAAACUUUUAUAAUUCUGUAAAACAAGUACAGACACUUGAUGUUAUAUAUUUUUCUAUCACAGAAUAUAUCCCUAUUAGGUAGGGCAUUUUUUUGAGAUAAGAAAAAAAAAUAUAAUGGCAAAUGUCUGUGGAUAAAGGUGAUACCAUAGCGCAAAAUGACAACAACGAAUUUGAAGGUCUAGCGGAUAUAAAAAUAUUCAUUUAUUAAUUUUUUGAGAAGGUGAUGUAUUGAUUCCUUAAAUUAAAAUUGACAAUCAUAUACUUGUUUAUGUUGAACAUUUAAUAUUUUACCAGAAACCAUUUUAGACUUCUGUCAUAUGAAUGUUAUCAAUAUUUUAGUCGAAUCUGACUUAUGUCUUCCCUGUUUUAAGAUAAGCUUUUGUUUAAUUGGAAACUUUAUAAACACAUGUACAUGUUCUAUUAGAAAGAAAUAACAAUGUAGUAAUGAAUGCAUGGAAUCCCCAAAAAUUACUUUUAAAUAUAACAUUACACAUUAUUUAUUAUCUGUCCUUUUAGUUACUAGUAGAUUCCAAAAAACUUAUUUAUUUAUUUGUUAUGUUGAUUCUAUGUUUGCCUUUGGUCAACAUUUUGGGUACAUGUAUAACUACUGUAUAUGCAUUCCUAUGUAUUUCGCAUGUACACUGUAAAGAAUCUGUUUGUAGUCUGGUUAUGUCUUAUAUACAGUGUAUAUGCUAUUUAUGUUAUUCACUUUCCUUUUAUGGAUCUGUCAGAUUUGAAGCUGGUCUUCACUCAUUUAAGAUUAAAGAAAGAACUGAAAAAGUAUUUCUUUU
This is a messenger RNA of Saccostrea echinata, 5398 nucleotides long. RefSeq lists its product as uncharacterized. Lineage: Eukaryota; Metazoa; Mollusca; Bivalvia; Ostreida; Ostreidae. Gene Ontology annotation, molecular function: GTP binding; GTPase activity. The transcript has 17 exons. Bases 80 to 3838 code for a protein of 1252 amino acids. The record is from RefSeq and is a predicted model, not a curated record.